AUGAACAACAUUUCUGAAGAAGUCAAACCUUUUUCAAUGAGAAGAAGAGUAGUCAAGCUUGGUGCUGGUACGACUACAACUACAACCUCGACUACUACUCAACCUGCUGCUGCUGCCGCUCAGCCAUCGGUAUCUACUACCACAUCUACUACUUCUACUUCAACUUCGAAUGUUCCUCAAGUUAGUAGUAUCUUUGAUAAAAUGACUUUGUCUACUCCUCCUCCUCCUGUUGCUACCUCUGCUUCUGCUCCUACUACUACUACUGCUACUUCUGCUCCAGCUCCUAUUCAAUUACCAAACCCAUUCUUGAAUACUUCUUCUUCUCCUGCAGCCAAGCCAGCAGCUUCAGUAGCACCAGCUACUCAACCAGCCAAGCCUGCCGCUUCUGCAAAGCCUGCCGCUACUGCUGCACCAACUACUACUACUACUCAACCUGCUGCCAAACCAGCAGCAGCAGCAGCAACUCAAACUGCCGCUAAACCAGCAGCAGCUCCAUCCAAACCAGCAGCUACAACUACUUCUACAACUAGCAAUAAUAAUAAUAACAAUCAACCAACAACUCAACCAGCCAAACCAGCUGCAGCUACAGCAAAGAAAGGUACCAAGUUAUCAAAGGCUGCUUUGAAAAAGGCUCAAGAACAAAGCAAGAAUGAUGCUGCUAAAAAUACUACUACUACUACUACUACUACUUCUACUCCAGCCGCUGCUGCUGCUUCUACAAACAAAACCAAUGUUGUUCAAGAACAUCAAUGUGGUAUUUGUUUAGAACAUGUUACCCAAGACAACAAGGGUAAACCAAAUGGAUGUCAACACAUCUUUUGUUUUGAAUGUAUUCUUAAAUGGUCAGAGACUGCAACAGUAUGUCCAAACUGUCAAAAACCAUUCAAUUCUAUUGAAAAGGCUGAUGGAGGCCAAAAAAAGAUAAAGACAGUAGACAAGCGUGUUGAAAACUGUGUACGUGAUGACUCGGACGACGAAGACUAUGACGAGGACUCAGACUCUGAUGAAAAUGAACAAGUCUUUAAGGCAAUGAUGUUCAACCAAUUGAUGCAAUUAAUGUCUCAUUAUAAAUACGUCCCAGGAUCAUCCGACGAAGAAGACGACGACGACGAAGAUGAUGAUUCAGACGAAGACUAUGAUGAAUCAGACGACAUGUACUAUGAUUCAGACGACUAUGACGAUGAUGACGAUGAUGAUUGUGGUGAAGACGAACAUUAUUAUUCUUGUGGACAUAGAAAGAAGGCUCAUCUUUAUGAAAUUGAAGAUUAA
Molecule: messenger RNA, 1269 nt
Organism: Cavenderia fasciculata
Lineage: Eukaryota; Evosea; Eumycetozoa; Acytosteliales; Cavenderiaceae
Exons: 2
Coding region: 1-1269 (422 amino acids)
Source: RefSeq, a predicted model, not a curated record